Molecule: messenger RNA, 1600 nt
Organism: Oppia nitens
Lineage: Eukaryota; Metazoa; Arthropoda; Arachnida; Sarcoptiformes; Oppiidae
Exons: 2
Coding region: 141-1568 (475 amino acids)
Molecular function (GO): protein binding
Source: RefSeq, a predicted model, not a curated record
AGAACAAAAAUUUUUGGGUUUUUUUUGGUAAUCCCUAAUGUAUUUGUAAAAAAAAGUUUAUCGGUUUUCAUAAAUUAAAACAUUAGAUAUUUUUAUACUACAGUCAAACAAAUUAACAUUACCAGUGAUAUCCAAAAAAGAUGACCACCGAUGACAACAAAAGACAUUAUGUUAUGAACGAUGAUAUAAUUGGACUCAUAUUCAACAAACUCAGUGCCAAACAAUUGUGUCGUUUGCAGACUGUUUGUCGACAAUUCAAAGAGUGCAGCGAACAGACAUUGAAAAACAAGUCGUGGACUAUAAGAGUUGGCCAUCAAAAAGAUGACACUAAAAAUGUUUCGAUUGUUACCAUCAAUCAUAUGAUCAUCCGUACCGACAAUAUCUUUGAUUUAGUCGAAAGUCAUCAACAGUUUGAUUCCAUACUCAAGAACUUUGCUAUCGUCCGGACAAUACAAAUGAGUCUCUGUUAUAUCAAUCGGCAAACCAUUGAAAAGAUUGUCAAUCGUUGCCCACAUUUACAGAGACUUGAGUUGUGCUGUAUUUAUAUGAAGACAUCGGAUGACGAAGAGCUGAGACAAAUGGCAAGUCUAUUAUCAAAAAUUAAAUAUCUAUCGUUCAGAUGUGUAGAUGACAGCAGAACCAAAGUAUUUACCAUUGAUUUGAUCAAAGAAUUAUCAUCACUGGAAUCGCUAAGGAUAUCCACAUUUUUCAAUCACUCAAUUGUUGAACAAAUAGUCACAUAUUUUCCACAAACUCUUCGUUCACUCCACUUGAUUGACAACAAUUGGCGUUUGACAUCAUUAGAGACUAUCAUCAAUCGUUGUCCUCAUUUGGAUCAGCUGUCCAUUGAAGAGAUGAACUAUUUUAUGGAAUGCAAUGAUAUAUUCAUCAAUAUUUGUUGUAAACUAAACCUUAAGAACUUAGCCUUUCGUUUCAAUAAUCUAUCAAUAGAUGUAUUCAGUAAAUACAUUGUAAAACAAACACAACUCAAGACAUUGUCCAUCACUUCCGACAUGUGUUUUGAUGUGACGAAAAUGAAAACUAUGAAUAGUUUAAAAACUAUAAAACUCUAUUGGAUCAGAUGUUUACCAAAGUUGUGGUCAAAUUUACCGAAAGUUUUUCCAAACUUAAGUCACAUAUCGUUUGAUGAAAUAGUGAUACUUUGCGAGUGUAAUGAAGAUCAGCCACAAACCCAUUGUCGCCAAUGUCAGCAUAAAUGCAUGCAAUCUAUAGCACAGUUGACUCAUUUAAAACGAUUAUCGCUAACAAAGUAUUACAAUCGACCUGUGAUUGGCACCGAUGACCUCAAACUGUUUAGCGAACUUAAUGUAUUGAGUUUGAGGACAAUUGGCAAUCAAAACCGCGACGAAAUUGUCGACGAAUUGAUCCAAUAUUGCAAACAUUGCGCCGAAAAAAGAGUGUCACAAAAGUGUCUGAAAGUGAUGACAAACAUUGAAAUACGGAAACCACUGGAACAAAGACUUAAGCAAUCAUUCGCUGAAAUGAAUCAAUUGAUUCCUAAGUUUUUGAAAAUCACAAAUUUGGAUGAUUUCGGAUGUUUUGAAUAAAUAUAGCUUUAAUACAAUAUUUAUGUUUAAUG